Solanum stenotomum is the source of this 1396-nucleotide messenger RNA. RefSeq lists its product as uncharacterized. Gene Ontology annotation, biological process: chloroplast organization. The transcript has 8 exons. The record is from RefSeq and is a predicted model, not a curated record. The coding region runs from base 16 to 1314 and encodes 432 amino acids. NCBI's taxonomy places the organism in Eukaryota, Viridiplantae, Streptophyta, Magnoliopsida, Solanales, Solanaceae. Gene Ontology annotation, cellular component: chloroplast outer membrane.
UUUUUGGAAAUUUGAAUGUUCUUUAUAAUUUUCAUCCUCCUCCUCAAUUGUUUGAAUUUUCUUUAUUAUUCAGCAAAAUCUUGGUUUUUAUUUGUCAAAACCAAGAAAGCUGAAUUUUUUUUAAUUAGAAAUUGUUAUUUUUAUUGGUUGCAAAUGCAAUCUGGGGAAUGUUCUGUUGUGGCUCCUCAUUCCCCACCCUGGAAGUUCUCUACAUUUGAGGAAGAUGAAAUGCAUGAAACUGAAAAAACAUCCUCCAUAGUAGUCUCGAAAAGUUUUAAUGCAAGUGCAACCAAAGGCUCCAGAGUUCACAAUUCGUGUGGGGUGGCAGGCAACUUCAUUAUAAUGACAGCGCUCAGGAGCAAGAUCCUCACCUUGAGAGAUUUGCUUGACUUAUCGCCGUGUUUUGGCUCUGCAUCCCUAAAUGAGCUGCUGAUAUUAACACUGAAGGAUCUGCAUAAAAUGUAUCCUUCCGUCAACACGAAUGUUCCAUUGUCAAGUAUUGAUGGAGCAGGAAUGGAUCAGGCACUACAAUGCUUUUGUGAUACUUUGAAAUCAAUCGGGACAAUAUGGACGGGUGAUGAUGAAUUCAUAAUGAAAUUGGACGAGGAGUACAGUAAUCUCCACAACGAUCUAAGACGUUAUGGAUUGGUAUUGCUUGACGAGAUGAUCAAACUAGCCACUGAAAGGGUGUUUGAUAUGAUGGACGAGGAUGACCAGACGAGAGAUGAAAGUCCUUCAUCCGAUGCAUUUGGGAGGGCUCUUCCGGAGUCUCAUUCGGACAACGAGUCUUCCCUCUCAAGCCCUCCACCUACCCCAACUUCAGUCCUCUCCUCAGCAAUUAGUGCUUCACUGAAGAGUGAACUCAAGGCNAAGACUAUCGCUCAGAUAAAAAAUCUGCCGUUGUGUUGUCAAGCCCUAUCAUUAUUUUCCCCUGUUGGCGAAUACCUUGACAAAGCUGAGAGUUACUUUAACAAGAUCAAAGUAGAAAUUGACACAUUGGAACGAACAAAAGACGAAGAGGCCAAGAAAUUUAUAAGCCAUAACAUUCAUUUUGAUUUCGGCAUCCUCAUUCGUAUCAAAGAACUAAUGAUAGAUGUUUCCUCAAACUGCAUGGAACUUGCCAUGAAGGAGAGUAGAGAAGCAAAGACAAAGGAAAACAGAAGAGGUGGAUCGAAAAAUGGAUCACGUAAACUGUUAUGGAAGGCCUUCCAGUUCGCGUUCAGAGUCUAUAGUUUCGCUGGUGGACAAGAUGAUCGCGCUGACAAGUUGACAAGGGAGUUAGCUCAAGAAAUACAAAGAGAUCCUAACCAAUAGACAUAUUGUUAUACUCAGAAGGCGGAUGCAUAUGGAGCUUUCAAACAAUGGGUAUGACAAUUGAACUCAAUAUUCUCGACAU